Lethenteron reissneri (Far Eastern brook lamprey) is the source of this 108-nucleotide messenger RNA. Its product is annotated as inhibitor of growth protein 1 homolog. NCBI's taxonomy places the organism in Eukaryota, Metazoa, Chordata, Hyperoartia, Petromyzontiformes, Petromyzontidae. The record is from RefSeq and is a predicted model, not a curated record.
AACAGCAGCAGCAAGAGUAGUAGCAGCAGCAACAGCAGCAGCAAGAGUAGUAGCAGCAGCAACGGUGGUGGUGGUGGUGAUGGUGGUGAUGGUGGUGGCGGUGGCGGU